GCUGAAAGCAAGAUUUGGGCAGAGCUAAAAUCUUGGGCCAUUGAAACUUUGGGUUGGAAUUGGAACUUGGAACUACGAAUAUGGGCCGAAAAAGAUUGGCCCACAAAGAUCAUGCAUAUUUUAAGAGCGGAACAGAAGUAAGAAAGACACAGCGUCGCAGCCGUAGCGAUCGGUUUUUGGUCUGUCUUUCCUUCUUUCAGUCCUGCAACCGCAAGCUCUCCGAUCACCGGAUAAAUGUUUCCGGUGACGGACACGUUCCAGCGAUCGUCCUUGAGCUUCCACUAAUGCACGGAGAAACUCCAGCAGCCUCCAAUUUUAUGGAUUCCCAAGAAAUCUCUGAAGACAGCAAGAAGGGUUUCCCUUACUUGUUCUCUCGAAUCUCCUUCGCCCUUCUCUACUCCAUCUUUGCCUUCUUCUUCUUAUCAUUUCUGGUCGGAAUAGCAGGGUUUUUCAUCGGCGAAUUCUCAAUUUCCAGUCCGAUUUCUGUUCCGUCACAGUGCAAGAUAGUCUCCAGCAGUGUCGAUCUUAGAUCAGAAAAGGUCUGUGAACUUGGAUUGUUGAAUUAUAAAGCCAAACAUGUCUUUUAUCCCUCUGAAAAAAGCAAAUAUAGAUGUAAAUAUGAUUACUACUGGGCCUCAGUUUUUAAGGUGGAAUACGAAGAUCAUGCUUUUGGUCAGACAAGACUGGCAGUUUCAGAGGCACCAAAUGAAGCCCUCCCUCUUAAUUGCCGACCUAAUUUUGGUGCGGCAUGGCUUACCAAAGAUAAGUUCAAGGUGAAUGAAACUUACGACUGCUGGUACACAUCUGGCAUUCCCAAAGUAAAGCUGUAUCAUGAUGGUUUUUUCAGUUGCCAAGCAAGAGAUCCUUCAUCAAUUGAGAUGAUUAGGCGUUAUUGGAUGCUGUCCACCAAGAUACUAUACUCAUGGUAUUCCAGUAAUGAGAGAUCUGUUUUCUGGACGUGGGAAACGGUAGCAGGGGCUGUCACCGGCUUCUCUAUUUCAUUGAUCACAAUCAGCUGCAUUAGAAUCCUACAACACAUAAAAUCUUGGUUGCCUAGAAUCCAUUUGAAGCGUGUUUGUUUUCUGCUGCUAUACUUUUCUCUUACGGGUUGGUUGGCCUGUCAAUACUGGAAAUGGCUAAAUCUCCCUGCAAUUAAAUGGUACGAAAUUACUUGGUAGCACUCUUUUUUUAACGUGCUGUUACUGCUGUAUGCCAUCCCUGCGGGGACUUUUACAUGAUUUUGUAAUUGUAGUACAUUUAGCAUUUCUUGCCCAAUGAUGUACAAUUGGGUCCUGCUAUGGAACAGCUUACUCACGAGCAAGUCUUGCAUAGGUAACCGUUGAUAUUGAACACCUUUAAUUUGAUAACAUGAUUUGAAUCCUGUUGGAGGAAGGUUUGCUCCACGACGCGAGUUGUAUUUUUAAAAAAUUCUUCUUGCUUUG
This is a messenger RNA of Rubroshorea leprosula, 1442 nucleotides long. NCBI's taxonomy places the organism in Eukaryota, Viridiplantae, Streptophyta, Magnoliopsida, Malvales, Dipterocarpaceae. The record is from the annotation of a GenBank genome assembly.